AAGCUAUAGGGAAACACAGACACAUAUGAUAUAACCAAGAAUUCCCAGACAUCUCCUUUUGGGUCCCUCACUUUGUGUCCUUAUCUUCUACCUUUUUGUCCUUGUUCCUUUCCGGUCUGGUCCUCCUUCCCCACUUUUAUAGCCACCACCCACUUCACUCACUCAUGUCUUCUACUUCUUCUUCUUCUUCUUCCUCGUCAUCAUCGUCAUCAUCAACUUCAGCCCCGUAUGACGCUGUUGCUGCUCCUGAUAUCCCAGGACCUAGUACGAGGAGAACCGCGCAAUUUGAAGGCCCUUCCUCCUCUCGACAACGUGCUAUGAAUGAGGUCUUGCCUGAGCCUUUUCUUGAGGCUUUGGCCAACCAACUCGCCAUUGAUGCUGCCAACUACAAUGGUCGUCUUGCUGCUGCUCCUGCACUUGCCAAUUUGUUUCAGGUUUGUUCCACGUGGCGGGAGGUGUCGCGCUCGGAUCUGCUGUGGGAGCACCUCACGAGGCGCAUCUGGCGAAGGACGUUCCGGGUGAGGGACACGUGGCACAGCGACUACAUCAACUGGCAUCGGACGGCUACCAACUUCGAGACUGGAAGGCUGUCGUUUCUGACUCCGCGCUUCGAUCCCUCGGAGCAUCGCCGGGGCUUGAUCUGCCGCUGCCUCUCGCUUUCCGACACCCGCCUGGCGUGCGGCUUCAUAGACGGAACCGUGCGGGUCUUCGACCUCGAAACCUACGACCACGUCAGCACCUACCUCUCCGACCACGGCCCACUCUUCGGGCCCUACUCGCGCUCUGUGUCGGGAAUCGUUAUCAGCGACUCCGACAUCACCUUCGCCAGGCUCGACGGGGAUAUCUACGUGGACGCUAUCAACGUGCAUGGGCAGAGCCAGGCGCGGCGCGCCGUGUCGGGGUUCGUGAUGAACAACGGGGUCUUGGUGGGGUUCGCGGGAACGCGGCGGCGGUGGGUGGGCCUGUUCGCGGGGAUCGCGGGUGGCGCAUUCCAGGUGUGGAACGCGGAGAGCGGGGAGCGCGUGUUCGUCGGGGGGUCGUUGACGGAUCCGGAAACGGUUAUGGGGUGGCACAUGCUGACGGAGUUGGUUGACCCGGUGGGGCGGGUGCGCGUGGCGGAGGGUGAGUUCGUGGUGGCAUGCACUGGUCUGAGGUUGAUCUGUUUCAACGCGUGGAACCCGGAGGUUCUGGUGCGGGACGAGAUCUCGGCGACGGGGUUCGUGGUGAGUUCGAUGGACGUGAGUCCGGAGGCGUUUGUGGUGGUGGAGCGUGCGGGGGUGGGAACGGUGUGGCGCGUGGGGACGAUGGAGUUGAUGAGCCGGUUUAUGUUGAGGGGUUCGUGGGUUCGAGGGUUGUGGGGUUGCAUGAACCUUGGGUACGUGGUAACCUUUUCUCCUCAUCCUUCACCAUUCUUGAGGGUUUGGAACAUUGAGCAAGAGGAUGGACGGUUGUGUGUGAGAGUGUUUCUGCGUGCAGGAGAGGUGAAUAGCAUGGUGGGUGAUGACAGACACGUGGCUAUCUCUUCCAACAACAUUAACCUAUUGGAUUUUGGUGUACAGGAUGAUCCUUAGCCCUAGACUUAGACUUAGGUUUAGGUUUUUAGGAUGUAGGAGUGUACUAUGAUGCUAUGUCCUCCCAUUCAUUCUAACUUUCCAUUCCUUUUUGUACCUAUUUUGAAUUUCACAGAAUUCACCUCCAUUGUUACUCUUUCUUUUCUUUUCUUUCCAUGCAUCUUCAGAUUUCAUUGUUUAGUGACUGCAAAGACAACAAGCAUGGGAAUCCACCAUGCAUGUGCUCAUUUGGAUAUUCGAAUAUUAAAUUGUUUAUGUUGUUGGC
This is a messenger RNA of Vigna unguiculata (cowpea), 1836 nucleotides long. It is a transcript of the gene SAP, whose product is annotated as Transducin/WD40 repeat-like superfamily protein. Lineage: Eukaryota; Viridiplantae; Streptophyta; Magnoliopsida; Fabales; Fabaceae. Gene Ontology annotation, molecular function: protein binding. The record is from RefSeq and is a predicted model, not a curated record.